AUGAUGUGUGUUGUUCCCCCAGGGCUGGUGGUGGUACUGCUAAUAGUACUCCAGUGGGCAGGACGAGGCCUCCCUUCUCCUGUCAGGCCCAUCUGUGACCCCCGCGUUCUGGACCGCUUCAUCAUGGAGGCCCGUGACACAGAGACCGCUUUGGUGAGACACUGACUGACUGGGCCUAACCACCACUAGAUGGACCUGGGCAACUUUUACAUGUCUGGACAAUGUCACAGUGAAGUGAAAUGGAUGAUGAUAUUAUUAGAGUGUAUUAUGUACAGAAACAAUUCCGCUUUAUUAGUGUGUCUGAUCUUGCUCUAACCCUGUCAAUCUGUAUUGCCUUCCCCCACGCAGCGAGGUUGCGCCAUGACAGGCACAUUUGUGGUUCCUCUGACAAACGUUGACUUUGUGGUCUUGGAGACAAAGGAUGUGAGUACCUGUCUAUCAGUUCCAUAUCUACUGUACAGUGCCUUGCAAAAGUAUUAAUCCCCCUUGGCGUUUUUCCCAUUUUGUUGCAUAACAACCUGUAAUUUAAAUGGAUUUUUAUUUGGAUUUCAUGUAAUGGACAUACACAAAAUAGUCCAAAUUUGUGAAGCAAAAAAUAAAUAAAUAACUUGUUUCAAAAAAUUAUACAAAAUAAAUAAUGGAAAAGUGGUGCGUGCAUAUUUAUUCACCCCCUUUGCUAUGAAGCCCCUAAAUGAGAUCAGGUGUAACCAAUUACCUUCAGAAGUCACAUAAUUAGUUAAAUAAAUUCCACCUGUGUGCAAUCUAAGUGUCACAUGAUCUGUCACAUGAUCUCAGUAUAUAUACACCUGUUCUGAAAGGCCCCAGAGUCUGCAACACCACUAAGCAAGGGGCACCACCAAGCAAGCGGCACCAUGAAGACCAAGGAGCUCUCCAAACAGGUCAGGGACAAAGUUGUGGAGAAGUACAGAUCAGGGUUGGGUUAUGAAAACAUAUCAGAAACUUUGAACAUCCCACGAAGCACCAUUAAAUCCAUUAUAAUUUUUUUUUAAAGAAUAUGGCACCACAACAAACCUGCCAAGAGAGGGCCACCCACCAAAACUCACGGACCAGGCAAGAAGGGCAUUAAUCAGAGAGGCAACAAAGAGACCAUAGAUAACCCUGAAGGAUCUGCAACGCUCCACAGCGGAGAUUGGAGUAUCUGUCCAUAGGACCACUUUAAGCCGUACACUCCACAGAGCUGGGCUUUAUGGAAGAGUGGCCAGAAAAAAGCCAUUGCUUAAAGAAAAAAAUAAGCAAACACGUUUUGGUGUUCGCUAAAAGGCAUGUGGGAGACUCCCCAAACAUAUUGAAGAAGGUACUCUGGUCAGAUGAGACUAAAAUUGAGCUUUUUUGCCAUCAAGGAAAACGCUAUGUCUGGCGCUGUCACGCCCUGGCCUUGAGAGGCCUGUUGUCUUUAGUUGGAUUGGUCAGGGCGUGAGUUUCUAUGUUAUAUAUUCUAUGUUUAUGUUCUAGUUUUUCUAUUUCUAUGUCUGGCCGGGUAUGAUUCCCAAUCAGAGGCAACUGUCACUCAUUGUCUCUGAUUGGGGAUCAUACUUAGGUAGCCUAUUACCUACUGUUUAUUGUGGGAUCUUGUUCCGUGUAGGCUUGUGUGUGUAUAGCCUGAGGACUUCACAAUACGUUGUUUCUUGUUUUGGUUUGUAUGUUUAUUGGGUGAAUAAACAUGUACGCUUUUCACGCUGCACCUUGGUCUGACCCGUCUCGCAACGAUCAUGACAGAAGAUCCCACCACAAAAGGACCAAGCAGCGUGGCCAGGAGGAGCAAACACCCGGGACACAGCGGGAGGCUACGUUGGUAGAUGUCCUCCUCGGUUGGGGGAAAAUCACAGAGGAGGAGGCCGUCCGUUACGGUAAGGCAAUGAAGGAGGAAGCCCGGGUAGGAGAGGAUCAACGGCGACAUCGACGGUGCCGGCCGAAGAGGAAGCCCGAGAAGCAGCCCCAAUAAAUUUUUUGGGGGGGCUCACGGGGUGGACGACGAGGCAGCAGGAGGCCGUGAAAGGGCUGACUAGAGAGGAGGAGGCCGCUAUUUUAGAGGUCCUCCAAGACCUGCGGAUCGAGAGAGAAGAGCCUUGACCACUGCACCCGGUGGGGUUCCAGUUGGAGUCCCUACGACCAUGGGAACAGGAAUGGGAACAGUUUUUCACUGAGGAGUCGGAGGAUGACGACGACGAUGAGGUUCUGUUCCCUAACUCGUGGGGGCUCCCGGAGGAGUCCUCACUGGAGGAGGAUUGGGUGCGGAGAGAGAAGGACUGGAACAGUCGCACAUCUCCAACGCCAGUUCCCAGCCCGGUACGCCCCGUGCCUGCUUCUCGCACCAAGCCAGUGGUGCGUGUUCCCAGUCCGGCACGGCCCGUGCCGGCUCCUCGCACCAAGCCAGUGCUGCGUGUUCCCAGACCGGCACGGCCCGUGCCUGCUCCCCGCACAAAGCCAGUGGUGCGUGUUCCCAGUCCGGCACGGCCUGUGCCUGCUCCUCGCACCAAGCCAGUGGUGCGUGUUCCCAGUCCGGCACGGCCCGUGCCUGCUCCUCGCACUAAGCCAGUGGCGCGUGUUCCCAGUCCGGCACGGCCCGUGCCUGCUCCUCGCACUAAGCCAGUGGCGCUUGUUCCCAGUCCGGCACGGCCCGUUCCAGGACAGAAACAUGCACCGAAAAUGGAGUCAGCAGGUACAGUUGGUCCGUCCGGAUCUUUGGAGGAACGUAUCCAACGGCAGGGGAGCAGGAUCCAGGCGCUCGGCAGCGCAAUGGAGCGCGUGGUGAGUAGAUUGGAGCGAUGGGAGAGAGGUGGCGUUUCUACACCUCCUCCAACCACACAACUCACCCGACCUCCAGCGACGGUCCCCUGCAGGGAGCACUUUAGCGUGUCGGUUCCUAGUUUGGGGCCGGCAACCAGCCCAACUACCGGGUUGGAAACCACCUCUGCGUCGGUGCCCAGGGUGGGCACGACGUACAGCCCCGUUUUGGAGCAGGUGCUCCUAAACGUGUCGGUGCUCAGUCUGGGGCCGGCAACCAGUCCUAUUACAGGGCUGGAAUUUUCCUCUGCGUCGGUGCCCAGGCUGGGCAUGGCAUUUAGUCCUGCUCCAGAGAUGGGGAUGGAUACGGGUCCGGAAGUUUGCUCCACCCCGGAGCCAGAGCAAUCCGCUCCACCGGUGCCUUAUCCAGCUCCGGUCGGUUGCUCCACUCCGGAGCCAGAGCAAUCCGCUCCAACGGUGCCGAGUCCAGCUCCGGUCAGCGGCUCCACUUCGGAGCCAGAGCAGUCCGCUUCACCGGUGUCCAGUCCAGCUCCGGUCAGCGGCUCCACUCCGGAGUCAGAGUAGUCCGCUCCACCGGUGCUCAGUCCAGCUCCGGUCAGCGGGUCCACUCCGGAGCCAGAGCAAUCCCCUCCACCGGUGCCUGAUCCAGCUCCGGUCAGCAAUUCCAUUCCGGAGUCAGAGCAGUCCGCUCCACCGGUGCCCUGUCCAGCUCCGGUCAGCGGCUCCACUCCGGAGCCAGAGCAGUCUGCACCACCGGUGCCCAGUCCAGCUCCGGUCAGCGGUUCCACUCCGGAGCCAGAGCAGUCCGCUCCACCGGGGUCGAGUUCAGCUCCGGUCAGUGGCUCCACUCCGGAGCCAGAGCAGUCCGCUCCACCGGGAUCCAGUUCAGCUCCGGUCAGCAGCUCCACUCCAGACCCAGAAGUCACCCCCUCUCCAAGGUCGGGGUCUCCCACACCAGGGUCCAGACAGGGCUUGGUGCAUCGUGGGGGGAUUGCCGAUCCAGGCCCCGACGUCAGCCCCUCUCCAGGUUCGGGGUCUCCCACACCAGGGUCUAGACAGGGCUUGGUGAAUCGUGGGGGGAUUGCCGAUCCAGGCCCAGAUGUCAGCCCCUCUCCAGGUUCGGGGUCUCCCACACCAGGGUCCAGACAGGGCUUGGUGCAUCGUGGGGGGACUGCCGAUCCAGGCCCAGAUGUCAGCCCCUCUCCAGGUUCGGGGUCUCCCACACCAGGGUCCAGACAGGGCUUGGUGCAUCGCGGGAGGAUUGCCGAUCCAGGCCUAGACGUCAGCCCCUCUCCAGGGUCGGGGUCUCCCACAUCAGGGUCCAGACAGGGCUUGGUGCAUCGUGGGAGGAAGGAGAGGGGAAGCAUCGCGCCGAGGUCCAGACCAGACCAGGGGCGCAACGGGGAGGCAGAGAGGAAGAGGUCAUCACGCCCGGAGCCGGAUCCGCCUCCGAGGCUGAAAGCCCACCCGGACCCUCCCCUAAUGAGUCAGGUUGGUGCGGCCGGAGUACGCACCUUUGGGGGGGUACUGUCACGCCCUGGCCUUGAGAGGCCUGUUGUCUUUAGUUGGUUUGGUCAGGGCGUGAGUUUCUAUGUUAUAUAUUCUAUGUUUAUGUUCUAGUUUUUCUAUUUCUAUGUCUGGCCGGGUAUGAUUCCCAAUCAGAGGCAGCUGUCGCUCAUUGUCUCUGAUUGGGGAUCAUACUUAAGUAGCAUAUUGCCUACUGUUUAUUGUGGGAUCUUGUUCCGUGUAGGCUUGUGUGUGUAUAGCCUGAGGACUUCACGUUACGUUGUUGCUUGUUUUGGUAUGUUUAUUGGGUGAAUAAACAUGUACGCUUUUCACGCUGCACCUUAGUCUGACCCGUCUCUCAACGAUCGUGACAGGCGCAAACCCAACACCUCUCAUCACCCCGAAAACACCAUCCCCAUAGUGAAGCAUGGUGGUGGCAGCAUCAUGCUGUGGGGAUGUUUUUCAUCGGCAGGGACUGGGAAUAGUUAUGCACGCUCAAGUUUUUUGUUUUUUUUGUCUUAUUUCUUGUUUGUUUCACAAUAAAAAUUAUUUUGCAUCUUCAAAGUGGUAGGCAUGUUGUGUAAAUCAAACGAUACAAACCCCCCAGAAAUCCAUUUUUAUUCCAGGUUGUAAGGCAACAAAAUAGGAAGAAUGCAAAGGGAGAUUAAUACUUUCGCAAGCCACUGUACAUGAAUAGCACAUAUAGUAUAGAGAGAAGAGUUUGGCCCAUUUCCUCUGGUUUCUCUACACUGAUUGUACAAAACAUUAAGAACACCUUCCUAAUAUUCAGCUGCUCCCCCCGUUGUCCUCAGAAUAACCUCAAUUCAUCGGGGCAUGGACUCUACAAGGUGUCGAAAGCGUUCCACAGGGAUGCUGGCCCAUGUUGACUCCAAUGCUUCCCACAGUUGUGUCAAGUUUGGCUGGAUGUCCUUUGGGUGGUGGACCAUUCUUGAUAAACAUGGAAACUGUUGACCGUGAAAAACCCAGCAGCGUUGCAACCCCACCGCCACCACGGGGCACUCUGUUCACAACGUUGACAUCAGCAAACCUCUUACUCACACAACGCCAUACACGUGGUCUGCGGUUCAAUCUUUUGUCUUGCCCAUUCAGCCUCUGAAUGGCACACAUACACAAUCCAUGUCUCAAGGUUUAAAAAUCCUUCUUUAACCUGUCUCCUCCCCUUCAUCUGACAUCAAUAAGGGAUCGUAGCUUUCUCCUGGUCAGUCUGAUGACCGGAUCUAUGUGUCCUGUAUUAACUUUUUUAUUUAUUUUUAGGGGGUAGAUCAGCUUUAAUAUUGCAGAUAGAUUGUGGCUUCUAUCAAUGUAAUUGUCUGCAUCAUUUCCAAUCCCCCAUAUACAUUAUAUAUACAAAAGUAUGUGGACACCCCUUCAAAUUAGUUGAUUUGGCAAUUUCCGUCAUUUUGUAAAGCUCGCCGCCAUUGGACUCAGUGGAAAUGAGUUCUCUGGAUUGAUGAAUCACGCUUCACCAUCUGGCAGUCCGAUGGACGAAUCUGGGUUUGGUGGAUGCCAGGAGAACGCUUCCUGCCCAAAUGCAUAGUGCCAACUGUACAGUUUGGUGGAGGAGGAAUAAUGGUCUGGGGCUGUGUUUCAUGGUUCGGGCUAGGCCUCUUAGUUCCAGUGAAGUGAAAUCUUAACGGUACAGCAUACAAUGACAUUCUAGACGAUUCUGUGCUUCCAACUUUGUGGCAACAGUUUGGGGAAGGCCCUUUCAUGUUUCAGCAUGACAAUGCCCCCAUGCACAAAGCGAGGUCCAUAUGGAAAUGGUUUGUCGAGAUCGGUGUGGAAGAACUUGACUGGUCUGCACAGAGCCCUGACCUCAACCCCAUUGAACACCUUUGGGAUGAAUUGGAACGCCGACUGCGAGCAGUGCCUGACCUCACUAAUGCUCUUGUGGCUGAAUGGAAGCAAGUCCCUGCAGCAAUGUUCCAACAUCUAGUGGACAGCCUUCCCAGAAGAGUGGAGGCUGUUAUAGCAGCAAAGGGGGGACCAACUCCAUAUUAAUGCCCAUGAUUUUGGAAUGAGAUGUUCGACGAGCAUAUAUAUUUUCCUUUAUUAUUCACCCCUAACCCCACCACCCCUCCCCUAAUUGGAGUAAACUAAUGGCCAUCAACACUUAGGCUUCUACUUCCAGUUUAUACAUACUAUAUACAUUUUACGGACACAGUAUAUUUUACAUUAGUUAUCUUUUGUUUGUUUUUUGUCCCAUCCUUCAGCUCCCCUCAACCCCUCCCAUCUAUCUAUGAACACCAUCCAUUUUUGAUUUCUAUUUGCCAUAUAUUUUUCAACUGUGCUGUGAUAUUUCACAAAAGUUCUGAAUCUUUCUAUUCUCAUAUAUUUAUACAGUGUAAAUUAAAGAUAAACAUUUUUGCUAAGGGUAUUAUUAUAUUAUUAAUCGAUUGACUAUGACUGUAUAUAACAUUCUAUUGGUUGCAAGAAUUUUGUAUAAUAAUUUAAAUGGGAAAACUGAAAGUAUUUUGCAAUCUGUAUGGCACAGCUGUCAAUUUUUUGGUCCUUAAAUUAAACUUGUAUACUUUUUUAAUUAUCACAUUUUUCUUUAACUAAUUUUGGUCUUAAUGCAGGGCCGACAGACAAGUUCCUUACUUUUUCCCCCUUCCACUUGCCUUUUCCAUUUUUGCAGUAGUGCUGCAAUUAGUUGGUUGUAAUUUUGGAUAGAGCAGACAUUUCCAUAUAUUUUUGUUAGCUGCAUGUGUGACAUAACUCCACCAGUCCUUUUUAUGAUAUAAUUUACAAAGAUUAUACAGUUUUUAAACAUUUUUUAAAAUCAAUUAGUAUAUUUGAGUUUAACCAUAAUAUUUGUUGUAAUAUUUGUUCUGUCUUUUCUGGUGGAUUAAAUGGAAAUUGCAACCAUCUUUCAAUGGCUUGUUUUAAAAAUGGCGAUAUUUUGGAGAUUAUUUCAUUUUCAAAUAACUGAAAGUGAGAGGUGGUAAUCUGAAUAAAGGGGAAGUCAUAUAUGAAUUUUCAUUGAGUCCAUUGAGCUCUCUCUGCCAAUACAUUUCUUUCUGUACAGUGUGCCCUAAUGUGCAGCCUUCUUUUGCUAUAUAAUGAUAAUGUACAGUGGGGAAAAAAGUAUUUAGUCAGCCACCAAUUAUGCAAGUUCUCCCACUGAAAAAGAUGAGAGAGGCCUGUAAUUUUCAUCAUAGGUACACGUCAACUAUGACAGACAAAUUGAGAUUUUUUUUCUCCAGAAAAUCACAUUGUAGGAUUUUUUAUGAAUUUAUUUGCAAAUUAUGGUGGAAAAUAAGUAUUUGGUCACCUACAAACAAGCAAGAUUUCUGGCUCUCACAGACCUGUAACUUCUUCUUUAAGAGGCUCCUCUGUCCUCCACUCGUAACCUGUAUUAAUGGCACCUGUUUGAACUUGUUAUCAGUAUAAAAGACACCUGUCCACAACCUCAAACAGUCACACUCCAAACUCCACUAUGGCCAAGACCAAAAAGCUGUCAAAGGACACCAGAAACAAAAUUGUAGACCUGCACCAGGCUGGGAAGACUGAAUCUGCAAUAGGUAAGCAGCUUGGUUUGAAGAAAUCAACUGUGGGAGCAAUUAUUAGGAAAUGGAAGACAUACAAGACCACUGAUAAUCUCCCUCGAUCUGGGGCUCCACGCAAGAUCUCACCCCGUGGGGUCAAAAUGAUCACAAGAACGGUGAGCAAAAAUCCCAGAACCACACGGGGGGACCUAGUGAAUGACCUGCAGAGAGCUGGGACCAAAGUAACAAAGCCUACCAUCAGUAACACACUACGCCACCAGGGACUCAAAUCCUGCAGUGCCAGACGUGUCCCCCUGCUUAAGCCAGUACAUGUCCAGGCCCGUCUGAAGUUUGCUAGAGUGCAUUUGGAUGAUCCAGAAGAGGAUUGGGAGAAUGUCAGAUGAAACCAAAAUAGAACUUUUUGGUAAAAACUCAACUCGUCGUGUUUGGAGGACAAAGAAUGCUGAGUUGCAUCCAAAGAACACCAUACCUACUGUGAAGCAUGGGGGUGGAAACAUCAUGCUUUGGGGCUGUUUUUCUGUAAAGGGACCAGGACGACUGAUCUGUGUAAAGGAAAGAAUGAAUGGGGCCAUGUAUCGUGAGAUUUUGAGUGAAAACCUCCUUCCAUCAGCAAGGGCAUUGAAGAUGAAACGUGGCUGGGUCUUUCAGAAUGACAAUGAUCCCAAACACACCGCCCGGGCAACGAAGGAGUGGCUUCGUAAGAAGCAUUUCAAGGUCCUGGAGUGGCCUAGCCAGUCUCCAGAUCUCAACCUCAUAGAAAAUCUUUGGAGGGAGUUGAAAGUCUGUGUUGCCCAGCGACAGCCCCAAAACAUCACUGCUCUAGAGGAGAUAUGCAUGGAGGAAUGGGCCAAAAUACCAGCAACAGUGUGUGAAAACCUUGUGAAGACUUACAGAAAACGUUUGACCUGUGUCAUUGCCAACAAAGGGUAAAUAACAAAGUAUUGAGAAACUUUUGUUAUUGACCAAAUACUUAUUUUCCACCAUAAUUUGCAAAUAAAUUCAUAAAAAAUCCUACAAUGUGAUUUUCUGUAAAAAAAAAUCUCAUUUUGUCUGUCAUAGUUGACCUAUGAUGAAAAUUACAGGCCUCUCUCAUCUUUUUAAGUGGGAGAACUUGCACAAUUGGUGGCUGACUAAAUACUUUUUCCCCCCACUGUAUAAUGACACAUUCAGUGAGUUUUGUUUUAGCGUACGUGUUUAUGUAAUGUGUGUAUGUAAUGCGUCAUUUGUGUGUGUAUUCCCAGACUGGGGAGCAGGCUCUGGAGGUCCAGUCGGGGCUGUCUCUGUUAGACCAGGCCCUUGGUGCUGUGAGGGAGUCAGUGAGCCGUGCUGCCGUGCAGAGCCUCAUCGACAACAACAAGAGCAACAUCCACAGCCUGAGCCAGGUGCUGCGCAGCCUCCACAUCCAGGUGACUCACUUAGGAGUGUGAGUGUCUCGUCUACAGAAUGACCAGUGGUCUGUCUGAGUGGAUGGGACUGUGAUGUGAACAGUGGUCCCGUAUGGCUCGGUUGGUAGAGCAUGGUGCUUGGAAUGCCAGGGUUGUGGGUUUGAUUCCCAUGGGUGACCAGUAUGAAAAAGUAUGCACUCACUGCUGUAAGAGUGUUUGCUAAAUGACUAAAAUGUAAACAGUUUGUUAUGUAAGACCAGGAGAUGUUCCUGGUCUGAUCACCUGACCAGGGAAAAACUCCUGUCCCUAUUUAUCAGAUGUGCCUCAGUGUGCACAUACUGUACCACCCCAGCAGAGAGCCUAGUUGGGAAUAGAUAGGUGUUCUUGGAAUGAUCAUGGACCGUGGGUACAGUCAGUCAGACGUUCCUCUCCCCUCAGCAUGCCACCACCUGCCUGCUGUACUUUGUUUGCUUCUCUGUCAGAAGCCUGUGAAUUUUCAGUGUAGGGCAGUUCAGUGACUGAGAUGGUAUUGAGCAGGCCAGACAUAGCAGUGGGAGUUAUGGAAAGGGAUCAGAAUGGGGCUUUUAUUUGGCUGCAUACCGUUUGGCAUGGAGUAGCGGGUCGGGAAGAAAACAUGGAAUAGAACCCCUUCCACAGAACAGAUGAGUGGUGCUUUCUUUUUAGGGUUGUAUGUUAAGCCUUGUUCUUCCUCUCAUCCAUUGAACAGGACCUGUCCCUCUCUCCAGUGCCAGCAGUAGGUGACUCAGCGACCAGGAAGGUGUCGUCCCUAUCCGAGCUGCUCCGUGUCCACACCAACUUCCUACGAGGAAAGGUUCGCCUGCUGCUCACCAACGCACCUGCCUGUCAACAGAACAGCACGUGAUUAGAGCUUUCCCUGAAGGCAGAGGCUGUUAUUGGACCGUUGUUUAGAGAGAGGAUGAGGUCGUUGGACCUCUACUGAAAUCUCUGAAUGGACUUCAAGUAUGGAAUGCGUAGACAAGGUGAUUGUUGAC
Coregonus sp. 'balchen' is the source of this 10200-nucleotide messenger RNA. The record is from the annotation of a GenBank genome assembly. NCBI's taxonomy places the organism in Eukaryota, Metazoa, Chordata, Actinopteri, Salmoniformes, Salmonidae.